AUGGCGCUUACCGAGCGCUUCUCCAAGCACUCUGCGUCCUUCUGGCGCGAGGCCGCGCUGCUGGCGGACCUCAACCACCCCAACGUGCUGCGCUUCUACGGCGUCAUAACAGACGCGCCCACGCAGCCGGGCGGCGGCGGCAGUGGCAGCGUCAUUGGCGGGGGCGGGGGCGGCGCGGCUGCCGAUUCGGCGGCGGUGGUCCGCGGCGGCAGCCUGGCGCAGUUCCUGCGCGCCGGCCGCUCCCCGCUGCCCCUGCGGCUGCGCUGCGAGCUGGCGCUGCAGGCGGCCAACGGGCUCGCUUACCUGCACGAGCUGCGCAUCGUGCACUUUGACCUCAAGCCAGACAACCUGCUGCUAGACGGCCCCGCAGCCCUCGUGCUGGCCGCCGCCCAGGCCCACGAGGCCGCUGCGCCGCCCCGCGGGGGCGGCGGCGGCGGCGGCGGCGGGCCGGGCACGCCGGUGGGCGGUGGCGGCGGCAGCGGCGCGUUUGGGGGCGGCGCGGGGCCGGAGGCUCUGAUGGGGUCUGCGGAGCCGGGCGGCGGCGGGGGCGGGCACCCGGGAGCGCUGCACAAGCGCGGGUCGUCGGCGGCUAGCGGCGUGACGGGCACGGGGACCGGCAGCGAGGCCGCGCUGGCGCAGGCAGUGGUGGCGGGCUGGGUGCCAACGGUCAAGGUCGCGGACUUUGGGCUGAGCAAGCACAAGCUCAACUCGUACGUGAGCAGCUGCCGUGACCUGCGCGGCACGCUGCCCUACAUGGCGCCAGAGCUGGUGGCUGACCCGGAGCGCGUGAGCGAGAAGGCCGACGUCUGGAGCAUGGGCGUGGUCAUGUGGGAGAUGCUCAUGAGGGAGAUGCCCUACCAGGACCUGACCCCCCAGCAGAUCCUGAUGGGCCUCAUGUGUGGCAACCUGCACCUGGACGUGCCCUCCUGGUGCGACGCCGAGUGGCGCGGCCUGCUGGAGGCCUGCCUGGAGCCAAACCCCGGCAACAGGCCCUCCAUGAAGGAGCUGGCGCGCCAGCUGGAGGCCAUCAGGGACCAGCAGGCCGCGCAGCACGCGGCCGCCGACGCCGCGGAGGGCCUCCUCAGCCGGCGCGCGAGCAGCAGCGGCGGCACGGGGCUGGUGGCCGCAGGCGCGGGCGCGGGCGCGGCGGUGGCGGCGGCGGCCGCGGCGGUUGCGGCGGCGCAGGACGCGGUGUCGGCGGCGGGCGCGGCGGCGGCGCACAUGCAGCAUCACCAGCGGGUAGUCAUGCAGCAGCAGCAGCGCCCACACGCGCACACGCACCACCAUCACGACUACUGA
This is a messenger RNA of Monoraphidium neglectum, 1299 nucleotides long. RefSeq lists its product as hypothetical. Bases 1 to 1299 code for a protein of 432 amino acids. Lineage: Eukaryota; Viridiplantae; Chlorophyta; Chlorophyceae; Sphaeropleales; Selenastraceae. The record is from RefSeq and is a predicted model, not a curated record. The transcript is spliced from 5 exons. Gene Ontology annotation, molecular function: protein kinase activity; ATP binding. Gene Ontology annotation, cellular component: cytoplasm. Gene Ontology annotation, biological process: signal transduction; protein phosphorylation.